CAGGCUGAGGAGCCGCCGUGCCCGGCAGCCCGUGAGGAGGAGGAGGAGGUGGUCCGUGUGCUGACCCUGCCCCUGCAGGCCCACCACGCCAUGGAGAAGAUGGAGGAGUUUGUGUACAAGGUGUGGGAAGGGCGCUGGCGGGGGAUCCCCUACGACGUGCUGCCCGACUGGCUGAAGGACAACGAUUACCUCCUGCACGGGCACAGGCCCCCCAUGCCAUCCUUCAGGGCCUGCUUCAGGAGCAUCUUCCGGAUACACACCGAGACAGGCAACAUCUGGACACAUCUGUUAGGUGACCUGGGGGUGGGGGUGGGCUCGGUCUCCACGCCCAGG
Merops nubicus (carmine bee-eater) is the source of this 333-nucleotide messenger RNA. RefSeq names its product adiponectin receptor protein 1-like. The transcript has 2 exons. The record is from RefSeq and is a predicted model, not a curated record. Lineage: Eukaryota; Metazoa; Chordata; Aves; Coraciiformes; Meropidae. The annotation marks the transcript as partial. Gene Ontology annotation, biological process: adiponectin-activated signaling pathway. Gene Ontology annotation, cellular component: plasma membrane. Gene Ontology annotation, molecular function: signaling receptor activity.